Messenger RNA from Megachile rotundata (alfalfa leafcutting bee), 4872 nucleotides. RefSeq names its product low-density lipoprotein receptor-related protein 6 (gene arr). NCBI's taxonomy places the organism in Eukaryota, Metazoa, Arthropoda, Insecta, Hymenoptera, Megachilidae. Gene Ontology annotation, molecular function: protein binding. The record is from RefSeq and is a predicted model, not a curated record.
UGUUGGAAGUUUUAGAAUGGCUAUUAUCAGUUUAAUAAUUAUCCUGACUGCGUGUUUUUUUAGACUCGUUCUUUUUUCUGAUGGAUCACCAACACUUUUGUUUGUUACACAAAAGGACAUUAGAAUGGCUAACGCUUCUCGUACUAACAAAGUAACAACUAUUGUAAAAGACCUUUCUGAAGGUGCAGCCAUAGAUUUUUAUUUUGAGCAUGAGUUAGUAUGUUGGUCAGACAGUGGUUUAGAAAUAAUUCAAUGUGUUCAAACAAAUGGUACACACAUGGGUGAAAGAACAAUUGUAGUAAAUUCUAGUUUAAUUUCACCAGAUGGUUUAGCUUGCGAUUGGUAUACAGGAAAAUUGUAUUGGACAGAUGGAGAAAAAAAUAGAAUAGAAGUAACUAGUAUUGAUGGACAUUAUAGAAAAGUUCUUUUCUGGACAGACAUUUAUCAACCAAGAGCAAUUGCUCUUGUACCAAUGAAAAGCAUACUUUUUUGGACUGAUUGGGGCGAUGUACCUAAAAUAGAAAGAGCUGCAAUGAAUGGAGAUCCAUCAACAAGAGAAGUGAUUGUUUCCGAUGAUAUAUUUUGGCCAAAUGGUUUAACCAUAGAUUAUGGAAAUGAGUUAGUUUACUGGGUAGAUGGAAGAUUGAAAUUUAUCUCAGUAAUGGAUUACUAUGGAAAAAACAGACGAAAAGUAGUAGAACAAGGAUUGGAUUAUCCUUUUGCAGUGACAUUUUUUGAUCACAAAUUAUAUUGGACUGAUUGGAAAACAUGGUGUAUACAUUCAUAUGAUGUGCGACAAAAUCAAACACAUCCUAGAGAAUUGUUACAUGGAGAAUAUAUUCCUGGUGAUAUAGAAGUUUGGGACAGUAGGAGACAACCGCGUGGAAGUCAUCCUUGUGAAAAGAACAAUGGAAAUUGUUCACACUUGUGUCUUCUAAGUAUGACAGAACCUGGAUAUACUUGUGCAUGUCCUACAGGUGUUAAAUUGGUGGACAAUUUGACGUGUGCUGAUGGACCAGAAGAAUUACUAUUAAUAGUUCAACGGAAUGAAAUUUGUCGAAUAUCUUUGGAUUCUCCUGACUAUACCAAUUUUGUAUUACCAUUAACAGGAAUUAAGCAUGCAAUAGCAAUAGAUUUUGAUCCUGUGCAAGAAAUGCUUUACUGGACUGAUGAAGAAGCUCAUGCAAUACGUAGAGCUUCACUGGAUGGUACUAACCAAGAAAAUAUUAUAAUUACUGAAGUGGGAAAUCCAGAUGGAAUAGCUGUGGAUUGGUUAGCUAGAAAUCUUUAUUGGACUGAUACAGGGACAGAUCGAAUUGAAGUAGCUCGAUUAAAUGGUACAAGUAGAAAAGUGCUGAUAAAUGAAGAAUUAAUCGAACCUAGAGCAAUUGCUUUAGCUCCAGAACAUGGGUGGAUGUUUUGGACAGAUUGGAAUGAAAAACGUCCAAAAAUAGAACGGAGUAAUCUUGAUGGAACAGAACGUACUCUUUUAGUAACUAAAGAUAUUGUUUGGCCAAAUGGAAUUGCUUUAGAUCUUGCACGAUGGAAAAUUUAUUGGUGCGAUGCAAAGACAGACAAAAUUGAAGUGUGUAAUAUGGAUGGCACAGACAGGAGAGAAGUAAUUACGGACAAUCUUCCGCAUCUUUUCGGAUUAACUUUGUUGGGAGAUUAUUUAUACUGGACAGAUUGGCAAAGACGAAGCGUGGAUAGGGCACACAAACUUACAGGUGGUGAAAGAGAAAUAAUCGUUGAUCAAGUUCCAAAUGUUAUGGGUUUAAAAGCAGUUCAUUUAGGAAAAGUUAAUGGUACAAAUCCUUGUGUAAAAAAUAACGGUGGUUGUAGUCAUUUAUGUUUAAAUCGACCAGAACACAAGUAUGUAUGUGCUUGUCAAAUUGGAUACGAGUUAACAAAAGAUAAAAAAACUUGUGUUGUUCCUGAUGCAUUUAUGUUAUUUGCAAGAAAAGGUAAUAUUGGAAGAAUUAGUAUUGAAAAUGCAAAUAAUGACAACAUUAUUCCAUUGACUGGUGUCAAAGAUGCAAGCGCCUUGGAUUUUAACAUAGCAGACAACCGUAUUUAUUGGACAGAUGUUAAAUUAAAAACAAUUACAAGGGCUUUUAUAAAUGGUUCUGAUAUGGAACGAGUUGUUGAUCUUGGAUUAGAUACGCCUGAAGGUUUAGCAAUAGAUUGGAUUGCUCAUAAUUUAUAUUGGAGUGAUACUGGUACUAGAAGAAUAGAAAUGGUUCGAUUGGAAGGUUGUAGCAGAAAAGUUCUUAUUUGGAGUGAUAUUAUUGAACCUAGAUGCCUAGCUCUUGAUCCAAGCAGAGGUUAUAUGUAUUGGACCGAAUGGGGAAAUUCUGGAAGUAUAGAAAGAUCGUUCUUAGAUGGUACAAAUCGAGAAAUAAUACUUUCUAAUAUUGGAAAAGCAAAUGGCCUAACGAUUGACCAUUCAACACGAAAAUUGUAUUGGGUAGAUUUAUCUACUCCAGCUAUUGAUAGUUUUGAUUUACACACAAGAAAACGAAAUGCAGUUAUAACACAGAAUAUUAUGUAUCCAUUCACUAUUACUCAAUAUCAAGAUUAUAUUUAUUGGACAGAUUGGAAUACAGGUGACAUAGAGAAGGCUAAUAAAACUACUGGAAUGAAUAGAGUAAAAAUACAUAAUAAAUUAGAAUCUGUGACAGAUUUGUUAGUGUAUCACUCUUCUAGACAAGCAGGUUGGAAUCCUUGUGCAGCAAAAAAUGGAAAUUGCAGUCAUCUUUGUAUCGCUUUACCCGGAGAAAAUGAAAGUAUAUCUAAUUCUUUCAAAUGCGAUUGUCCUACUCAUUAUAAUUUGGGAGAAGACAAUGAAACUUGUAUUGGACCAAAGAAUUUCAUGAUGUAUAGUUUGCGUAAUGCAAUUUUUCGUUUCCUUCCUGACACUAAUGACUGUCCAGACGUAGUUCUUCGAAUUCAAGGUUUAAAAAAUGCACGGUCUAUAGAAUUUGAUCCUAUAACUCAGCACAUUUAUUGGAUAGAUGGUCGAACUUUAUCUAUCAGAAAGACAUUGGAAAAUAAAACACAUUCUACAAUAGUGGUUUCUGGAAAUUCUGGACAUCCCGUGGAUCUCGCUUUAGAUUCUUUAGGAAGACUAUUAUUCUGGUCUUGUGCUGUCAAUGAUGCAAUUAAUGUAACGAAACUUGAUAACGGUUCUGCUUUGGGUGUCGUAGUUAAAGGUGAUGGAGAAAAACCAAGAAAUAUUGCAAUACAUUCAGAAAAGAGGCUACUUUUUUGGACCGAUGUUGGAAGAAAAAUGAGAAUAAUGCGUAGUAAAAUGGAUGGGAAAGAACGAAUCGUAGUAGCAACUGAUCUUGAACCACCCACGAGCAUUGCAGUUGAUGCAACUUCAAAUAUUGUAUACUGGGCACAUGGAAAUCAAAUUGAGUGUGCUGAUUUUGAUGGAAAUAACAGAAGAAUUUUGGUUUCCCCUAUUGGAAAAGGAUCCACAAUUUAUUUAGCUGUAUUUUUUGAUUUUGUUUAUUGGUUUGAUAGAGAAACAUCGAAUUUGGAACGUGUUAAUAAAUUUGGAAGUGGAAGAAAAAUAAUUAUGAAUAAAGUACUUACAGACUUAAUUACAGUAAAUACUCCGGAGGAAGAUAUAAUGAAAACACAUAUUUGUAGCCCUUUUCGUGAUCAUGGGGGAUGUUCUCAUUUUUGUAUCGGAACCACCUCUUCUAGGUGUUCUUGUCCAAAGUCGUUGGUUUUAUCUGAAGAUGAAAAAACUUGUAGAGCUGCACCUGCCUGCGGAAUAGAUCAUUUCACCUGUGCUGCACCUAGUUCUACCGUAGCAAAAGAUUGUAUUCCUGCAAUAUGGAAAUGUGAUGGUCAAGCAGAUUGUCCUGAUGGAAGUGAUGAAUUAGGUUGUCCAACUUGUAGUCGUGAUCAAUUCAAAUGUCAAAGCGGUCAUUGCAUUGAUAUGUCUUGGGUAUGUGAUGGAAUAGAUCAGUGCCAUGAUGGUCUGGAUGAAGCUCACUGUUGUCGUCCCGGUCAAUUUCAGUGCAUUGGAAACGGUGUUUGUAUCUCUGGUUCUGCUCUUUGUAAUAACUGGGAAGACUGUGCCGAUGGUAGUGACGAACUUGCAUCUGUGUGUGCACCUGCAAAUAAUCCACGACAAGAAAAUAAUUCAUUAGAGCCUGGAAAGAUUACUUACGUUAUUAUUGUACCUGUUGGAUUAAUUGCAACAAUUGCUGCAAUUGUUUUCGGAUUUUAUUACUGUAGAAGGAAAUUUAUAAAUAACGAGGAAUUACCUGAUAUUUUGCACGAUUCAGCGGGAGAUCCUUUAUCACCAAAACCGACUAGAUUAGUAAAACCAAUGUUUACCCAAAAGAACUGUAGAAAAGAUUUCAAAAUGGGAAUGGAGACUGUAAGAUUGUCGAUGUUAAAUGGAAGUAGUAUUGGAUCCAGUUAUGAUCGGAGUCAUAUUACUGGAGCAUCAAGUUCAACUCGAGGGAGUUCUGCAGGGGGUUACCCCCAAGAAACAUUAAAUCCCCCUCCAAGUCCAGCAACGACAGCUAAUUCUACUAGGUGCUCAAGUAGUAAUGCAUCUAGGUAUAAACCUUAUAGACAUUAUAGAAGCAUAAAUCAGCCUCCACCUCCAACGCCUUGUAGUACAGAUGUUUGCGACGAGUCCGACACUAAUUACCCAGCAAGGUAUCGGUAUGAAAGCGAACCUUAUCCCCCACCUCCCACUCCAAGAUCUGUUUAUCAAAGCGAUGCAGGGAUCAGUUGCCCUCCAUCUCCUAGUUCCAGAUCUUCUACUUAUUUUAGUCCUCUUCCACCACCCCCUUCUCCUGUUCCUUGAACUCAUUAAAACCUUUUAGUAUUUUAUUUUCCAAA